GCUUUCUUCCGCAUGAGAAGUUCUCAAAUAUCGCUCUUUGACAGCGCUUUUUUCCCGCUGCUGACGUCGAUCCACAUCACAGCCGAUGAUCGGUCCAGAUCUGUUGCGCAGUGAGCGAUUUCAACAUUUCACCAGGCAAAAUUCGCAAUGCAGCUCCGGUGUACUACAGCAGCCUAGAAGUAGGAUGUUCUAGCACAACAAGUCUUCCCGCUCGUAGUGACUGUACUGAAGGCGCGAUCCCAUGGAGGUGCACAAAAGAUGACGGUUCAUCCCUCUUGUAGUACCAGCUAGCGACAAGACAAAUCCCGAAAGGACAGCACCAGCAUGACGACUUCCAUCGCCCGGAAACUCCCGGCCGUUUUGCUCUUACUCCUGCUCGGUGGCGGGUGGGUGUUCUUGUACCAGCAGCGCGGAAGACAACUCCCCCUGGCGAUGAGUGGGGCGUACCAGAUAGGAGUGACACUACUUACGACGGUAUUACCGGAGAAAAACAUCUACACGCAGGCGAAGAUGCUAGAAACGCUCCACCGAACCCGGUACUUGACCGACGCCUUACUCGCGCCCGUGCUGGUGUGGAGCAUCUGCUGGGGCUUGCUUCUCCGGGUGCCCUUCCUCGUGCUGCUGGUGCUGCCGCUGGCGGGGUAUCACCUACUAGUGGUAUCGGAGAGAAAAAUGCAAGUUCGCUGGUGUUUGUCAUGGCGGGGUAUCACUGAGUUGUGGUUUCGUAGAGGAAGACAGUUUUACUGGGCUUAGUUUGUCAUCAUGCAGAGAACUCCAUUCCGAGCUGGAAAUGUGAAAAGAACCUGUCGUCUACUACCGCUGCUGAUUUUUCAUCUGCAUAGGCCACACUAGCGGCUUGUAUGAAAGGGUGCUCGAUUUUUUUGCGUAUUAAACUCAAUUGUGCAUGUACGACGUAGCAGCUGUGCGUCGCCAUUUUGAGUUGUUUCCGAGAUGACAGCAAUUGCAUUCCCAUUGAAAUUUUCUUUUGCAUGACUUUCAUCGCCUGGUGCAUGACUAAAAAAAAAAAUGCGUUUCGCUGUUGCAGAUACAUGAAUUCCAGACCAAAAAUCUCAAUUCGCCCUCCAUACAGCGGCGGGAACUCGGAAGCUACCCCUUCACGCCGGAGCUCGUCCUGGACGGUACGGAACCGGAAUGUUUUUUGUCAUGCAUGAGCCGCAUGUUGCACCCAAAUUGUAUUGCAUGACUCGCAAAAGUAAAUGCCAUUUCGACUACUUUUCCAAAAAACCAACCAAGGUAUUCUCUACUGGAAGCCGGCACGCGCAACCGUCCCCAUGCUGCAGUACGUGCGGGCGAUCGACAAAGGUCUCCGAGCCUGCUUACUCGCCGGUGUGGUCUUGAAGCUUGUUUUCUCAGCAAGCACAGCGAUUUCCUGGACAGCGAUUUUUCUCCUCGCGGUUCUUUGUCUAUUGCACAAGGCGGUGUUUCUCAUGCGGCGCGGCACGGACAACGAAUUUCGGUGGAUUUUUCGGGAGACGGUGUGGCUGGGAAUGGUGGCCAUGGUGAAAUUUGGGGAGGUGGAAUUAUGAAGAGAGACAUGUGACGAUCGCGCUUCAUUGAUACCCAAGAAAAACUUGCACUACUUUUUCUGCGCAUAUGAACUAAAAGCAAGUGGUUGUGCGUGCCAUUGCGUCGAAAAAUAUGGCUCUUUUCAAGAGAGCCAAAAUGAAAA
Messenger RNA from Amoebophrya sp. A120, 1690 nucleotides. The record is from the annotation of a GenBank genome assembly. Lineage: Eukaryota; Dinophyceae; Syndiniales; Amoebophryaceae.